AUGGCGGCUAUUGAAGAGUUACCUUCUUCCAUUCCUCAGCCUUCUUCCAAGUUACUAAUUAGUUGCAUUUUUUAUUCUGUUGAGCAGGAAAAAGUGUUUCUUUCAACGGCUGAUAUGAUGGAAAAGGGUUUAGGAAGAUUUGGUUGGUUAGGAUUUGUUCAAUGCAUUCUUGUUUCAUUUGCAAUGUUCUUUGAUGCACAGCAAUCGUUCAUAGCCAUCUACACCGACGAUUACCCGACUUGGCAUUGCACGAAUUCAACAAUGUGUAACUCGGAUUCUAAUAUCUGUAACAUCCCUAAAUCUUCGUGGUCAUGGGAUGGACCGUCACACAAAACAGUGAUAUCUCAUUGGAAUCUUGAAUGUGCCAGUAGCUUCGUUACUGGUUUACCGCAGUCUAUGUUCUUUAUUGGCUGCCUUUUAGGUUCAAUUCUUCUUGCAACUUUAGCGGAUACUUCACUUGGAAGAAAGAACACGCUUGUUUUGUCUGGUUUAUCAAUGUCUAUAGUUUCAACUCUCAUAGUUUUCUCUACCAAUAUUUGGAUCUACUCUGCUUUUAAAUUCGUGAUUGGCUUUUUGCGUUCGUCAAUCGGAACUUGUGUUCUAGUUUUGGUCCCUGAGAAAGUUAGUACUGAGUGGAGGUUCACUGUUGGUAUUGUCAUAUAUCUCUGCUUUACAUUUGGGUAUAUGUCACUACCUGCUAUAGCUUAUGUCAAUAGAUUUAAUUCAUGGAGAUCGGUUUAUAUCUGGACGUCGGUUCCUGCUAUUUGUUACUUGGUUAUUGCUUAUAUCUUUGUUACCGAGUCUCCAAGGUGGCUUCUAAUGCAAGGAAGACAUCAAGAAGCUAUGGCAAUGCUUACCGGAGUUUCUUCAUUAGAGAAUGGUAAUGAUUUGACAUUAGCUUUAAUAGAAGCUCCGGUGAGUAAACAAAAGGCUUCGUUUUUCCAACUCUACUCAUCGAUAGCCGAGUUGUUUGGGAGAGGUUGGGCUUUAAAGAGAAUGGUCAUAAUAAUGGUGCUUGGUAUUGGAAUUGGAAUGGUGUAUUUUGGUAUGUCAUUAGCAGUUGGGAACUUAGGAUUCGACAUUUACUUGGCGGUUGUGUUCAAUGCCUUAAUGCAAAUAAUGGCUUGCGUGGCUACGUAUUUCUUGGGGAAUCUCCGAAGAAAACGGUCAAUUCUUGUAUUCUCAGUAGCUAGUGGCAUAAGCUGUAUAAUGUGUGUCGUUGUUGGAUCGGGAAUACAAGAAAUUAGAGUCGGAUUAGCCAUGGUAUCGUUUUUCUGUGCUUGCAUAGCUUAUAAUGUGUUUCUCGUUUACAUUAUUGAGCUAUUUCCAACAACUGUGAGGAACACUACAACGUCAUUGGUGAGACAGUCUAUUGUUUUUGGUAACAUUUUCACUCCCUUUUUGAUAUCUGCUGGGAGGAAAAACGACAUUUUCUCUUACGGCGUGUUUGGAGUAGUUAUCAUGUUGUCGUGUUUUACGUUGCUUAUUUUGCCGGAGACAAGAGGAUUAGCUCUUUGCGAUACCAUGGAUCAACAAGAGAUAAAAGAUGAUAUGUCGGUAUAA
Molecule: messenger RNA, 1563 nt
Organism: Vicia villosa (hairy vetch)
Lineage: Eukaryota; Viridiplantae; Streptophyta; Magnoliopsida; Fabales; Fabaceae
Product: organic cation/carnitine transporter 3-like
Exons: 4
Coding region: 1-1563 (520 amino acids)
Biological process (GO): transmembrane transport
Cellular component (GO): membrane
Molecular function (GO): transmembrane transporter activity
Source: RefSeq, a predicted model, not a curated record